AUGCAAUCGCUCGGGCUUCUGCUUCUUGCCGGUGCUGGGCUUGUGCCCGCCUACCAGUUGCCAGCGCAACUUGAAAACAUUUAUCAGACACACAAGACCGACGGUUGCCAGAAUGUUCUUGGCAGGGGGUUCAGUGCUGGGUCCACCGGCAAGGAUGUCUCUUACUGUGGUGAUAUCAACGGAGCUAUCUUUCUGCACACUAGUUCGAAUAGUGGUGGUUAUGCCGAUAUGGACGUGGACUGUGAUGGUGCCGACAAUGGUGCUGGUGUCUGUUCUAAUGACCCCAGUGGCCAGGGACAAACUGCAUUCAAAGACGAGGUCAGCAAGUAUGGUAUCUCGGACUUGAAUGCCAACAUACAUCCAUAUGUGACUUUCGGUAAUGAAGGCUCGAGACCUUCUUUUAAUCCCAAAGAUUACGGAGUGCAACCUUUGAGUGUAAUGGCGGUUAUCUGCAAUGGAAACCUGCACUAUGGUGUUUGGGGAGACACCAAUGGUGGCACCUCCACUGGGGAAUCUUCAAUCUCUCUCGCAAAGUUUUGCUUCCCCAAUGCGGAUAUUACUGGUGACAAUGGCUAUGGUCAAAGGGAUAUUCUCUACAUUGCAUUCAAGGGCAAGGGUGCUGUUCCUGGUUCCGGUGCAGACUGGAGCGCGCAAAGUAGCGAGGCGUUUGAAGACAGCAUCCAUGCACUGGGUGACCGUCUCGUGGGGAGUCUAGGCUCUGGAGCAAGCGCCAUUCCUACUCCUACCUCUUCUGGAUUCUUGACCUUAUCACUUCCCACUGCAUCUUGGGAUAUAUCUACAUCCAACCCCUCCUGGAUGAGUAGCUCAUCAUGGUCAGCCCCACGAUGGAAGCCAACUUUGUGGCGGCGGGCGCAGAACUAG
Messenger RNA from Penicillium atrosanguineum, 882 nucleotides. Its product is annotated as glycoside hydrolase family 75 protein. The record is from RefSeq and is a predicted model, not a curated record. The coding region runs from base 1 to 882 and encodes 293 amino acids. Gene Ontology annotation, molecular function: chitosanase activity. Lineage: Eukaryota; Fungi; Ascomycota; Eurotiomycetes; Eurotiales; Aspergillaceae. The transcript is spliced from 3 exons.